AUGGCCCAGCCCCCGUGCCCGCCGCUCUCCGAGUCCUGGAUCCUGUCCGCGGAAUGGGGCCCAGCUCGGCCGCUGCCGCCCUCCAACAGGGACUGCAGCUGCUCUCCUGCCUCAUCCCCGGACUCGUGGGGCAGCGCCCCGGCCUGCAGCCCUGUGCCGAGCCCCGCGCGGCCCUGCGCCCACCCGGACCCCCGCGCCCCUACCGCGGGGAGGCGCAGCGCCCGCAGCAGCCGCCUGGGCAGCGGGCAGCGGCAGAGCGCCAGCGAGCGCGAGAAGCUGCGCAUGCGCACGCUCGCCCGCGCGCUGCACGAGCUGCGCCGCUUUCUGCCGCCGUCCGUGGCGCCCGCCGGCCAGAGCCUGACCAAGAUCGAGACGCUGCGCCUGGCCAUCCGCUACAUCGGCCACCUGUCGGCCGUGCUGGGCCUCAGCGAGGAGAGCCUGCAGCGCCGGCGCCAGCGGCACAGCGACGCGGCAUCCCUUCAGGGCUGCCCUCUUUGCCCCGACGGCGGCCCCGCGCAGGCGCAGAUGCAGGCGCGCGGCCCGGGGCUGGGCUCUGCUGCCCGCGCCGGGGCGUCGUGGGGGUCUGCUCCCGAGAAGCGCGACCAGUCGGUGCUCUACGCCCAGGCGGUGUGCCCGGAAGGCCAGUUCGUGGAGCCGAGCCCCUCGUCCCCGCAAUUUCCCGGCGACGUGCUGGCCCUGCUGGAGACAUGGAUGCCCCUCUCGCCCCUGGAGUGGCCGCCGGCCUGA
Molecule: messenger RNA, 747 nt
Organism: Cynocephalus volans (Philippine flying lemur)
Lineage: Eukaryota; Metazoa; Chordata; Mammalia; Dermoptera; Cynocephalidae
Gene: MESP1
Product: mesoderm posterior bHLH transcription factor 1
Exons: 2
Coding region: 1-747 (248 amino acids)
Biological process (GO): somite rostral/caudal axis specification; regulation of transcription by RNA polymerase II; mesoderm formation
Cellular component (GO): nucleus
Molecular function (GO): DNA-binding transcription factor activity, RNA polymerase II-specific; RNA polymerase II cis-regulatory region sequence-specific DNA binding; protein dimerization activity
Source: RefSeq, a predicted model, not a curated record